Molecule: messenger RNA, 525 nt
Organism: Trichomonas vaginalis G3
Lineage: Eukaryota; Parabasalia; Trichomonadida; Trichomonadidae
Product: phage tail repeat-like family
Exons: 1
Coding region: 1-525 (174 amino acids)
Source: RefSeq, a predicted model, not a curated record
AUGAAGGAUGAACAUAAUAUUAAAUUCACUGCUCAAGAUUUAUAUGACAAGAAAGCAGACAAAAAAGAGCUUCAAACAUUAAAGACAGAAAUACUUCAAACAUUAUAUCCUAUAGGCUCUAUUUAUACGUCAAUGAACUCAACAAAUCCAGCAACAGUUCUGGGUUUCGGUACGUGGGAACAAAUAGUUGACAGGUUUUUGUAUUGUGCAAACUCUUCAAAGGAAACAGGAGGAAGUAAAACGAUUUCAGGUGAAAAUUUACCUGCACAUAGUCACUACAUAGAUUUAAGUACAUCUCAAGCGGGUUGGCAUAAGCAUAGAUAUUGGGAUUGGUCAGCAAUGAUAAAAGGUAAAGGAUAUGAUGUUAAAGACAACGUUAAGUUUGCUAUAGAUUGUUACUGGAGUAACACUGAGGGAGGAGGAAACCAUACACAUCGCGUUUCAGGAUAUACACAAACAACGGGACAAAGUAAAGAUUACAUGCCGCCAUUUAUGACAGUUUACGCAUGGUAUAGAGUUCAAUGA